CACAGACCCCGUUGUAGAUCUAUGUAGAAAUGACAAACAAGAUGGCAGCGAUUGUUACCUACAAGUCAUUCAACCUUCCGUAACAUCAUACUUAUUACGACAGAUUUUCCCCGAGUAAAGACAGUGAAUUUGAAAUAUUCAGCAGAGCGAGAUGGGGGACCGUUCGGAGUCCCUUGGGUACUCCCCUCAAAAGGAGACAAGUUACAGCGUUCUUUUGCCUUACGCUGAAGACAUUGAUCGUGAGUCGAAUGGAGUGCUUGCCGAAAUCAAAGGAAAUCUUGCAAGGUCCGUACAACUCCGAGACCUGAAGACGGGUGCACGGCAUUGGGUAGUACAAUUAGAGAGGUAUAUUUAUGUGUAUGGAUACAAGUUUUCCAAGACUGAUCAUGUCCUCCUCGUCAAACUCCUGUUUGACUUGGUGACGAUGCCUUCCAAGGAGUAUGCUUUGACAGAAAAGUUUGCUCUCAUUUUGAGCCUCUUAUUGAAGAAACGAAGCUUGUUGACACGUGCCGACUUGAUACUCCCUUGGAGGCCCUUGUAUAAAAUUGUGGAGGACUGGAGCAAGGAGGGAGCUGGAUGUAACGUGUUUCCUCCAAAGUUCGAAACGAAUGUCAAGAACGCAAUCAGGGCAUGCUCACAAUUUUUUCAUGAAGAUGCCACCCAGGAGAUGCUGGAUGAAUGGCGUCCCCUGCUGUGCCCCUUUGAUAUGCUGGUCAUAGGGGGUCUGCAGUGCUUAGAGAUGUUUCUCCCAACAUGCCUGCCUCCUGAGCUCCAUCACAAAGGAUUCAAGUUGUGGUUUGAAGAAUUUAUGGACCUGUGGAAAUCCUUCCAUAGCAUGCCCUCCUGGGAAGGGAGUCUUGUUAAUUUGUUUUCAAGACUAGCACAUGACAAUGUGGGCUACAUUGACUGGAAGCCGCAUGUUCCUAUGGUCUUCACCCGACUGCUGCGCAGUUUUUGCCUUCCUGUGGGCACAAAGCAGAUGACCCCAAACAGACAUCAUAAUGCAUAUGAGACAGCAAGUGUGUCUACUCUGAUUGUUGGGAUGAUGGGUGGACCAGAUGGAACUGUGCAAGAGCAUUUAACCAAACUUUUCAAAGCUUUGCAUUCAUUCUAUCAUCCAUCAAACACUGGCAGGUGGACGAUACGUCUUGGAUCAUUCUUGCAAACACUGCCAAGAAUGUUUGUUAGGCGCUUGAGAAGGGAGCGUUACAAGGAAUUAGCCUGGUUGACCCCCGUGCCUGACUCACACAAACUGACAGAUGCACAAGUCACAGAGUUUGUUGAAAGUCUCAAGUCCUCUGUGUUUGUGGCUAUGUUUGGGAAAUUUGGCAGCCAGGAUGCUUCCAUGGCUCUUCGAAGUUUAGCUACUCUCCGUCCUGAGAUUGUUGUUCCUCCUCUGUUGGAAAAGAUGUAUCCAGCGAUGGAGACACUGAUAGAGCCUCACCGUCUGAUUGCCUGCAUGAUUUGCAUUGUGUCUGUGGCGAGGCCUAUGUUGAUGUCCCCCAAGUACUACCCAGAGGGCCCCUCUCAUGUUCUUCCAUUGCUCAACCUGGCCUUACCUGGAAUUGAUGCGAAUGAUUUCAAGAAAACCUUGGUGACACUGCAGAUGGUCUCUACAUUUGUCUCUUUGGUCCCCAUAGUGGAUUCCUCUGAUGCUGUUCACACACUGCAAGACUUGACCGAGCAUGAGAAAGAUCUAUGCUCAGCAACUGCUCAGUUUGAGGACUUUGUCCUCUGUUUUCUAGACAGGGUACACAGCCUGAUAGAGAACAGCCGCCAAGAGGCAAGUUUUGGUGCCUUGGAGCGUGUCACUAUGGAGCAGUCGGUGAUGGAGAUGGGCCUGGCGUCCACGGUGUCUGCCAUGUUGCAGCAGUGCUCCACUCCAAUCUACAUGAGUGCUCUGAAAAAGAUCCACAGAUUUAUCACAACCAAUGUGUUUGAGGUGAAGGUCAGCGGAAAACUGGCUGCGAAUCUCUGCAGAUCAGUAAUUAGGAUCAAACCAGAAGUUGCCCUCAAGAUGUUUAUCCCCCACUUUUGUGCCAACAUCCAAGGAUUUCUGAAUGAUCAUCCAGGUGCAUAUGAGGAGGAGCAUUUGGACGACCCGUUCCUGUGGGACUUGCUCAUGUUAUCCCAUGCUGUCCGUUGUGAUGGUUCCAAGCUGCUGGAGUACAAAUCUGAGCUCAUGGGUGUGAUCCGGAACACACUCCGCCUCAAGUGUGUGCAAGGCUAUGAGCUGGCUGGACAAUUGCUGAGGAAUCUGCUCAAAGUCAUUGCUCAGAUGUACCCGCUCGAGUUCAAGAGUGUGGACCGAAACUUUGACAGCCCGGCCAACGAGUACCUCCCCAUCAGAGACUGGGGGGCAGCUGGAGACCUGGACAACCUGAAUGUCCAGUGGCAUAUCCCCUCACAGGAGGAGUUGUCUCUCGCCACAGAAAUUGUAGAAACGCUUCUCUUGCCAGAGAUACAGUUCUUUCAAAACAUCUCCCCAAGCAAUGAGACUUCCAAGGAAGAUGUGUUACGUCGACUCAACAUCGUGGUGGAGGUCGUCACUGGUGCUGGAACACAUCUACCUCCGUGGGAAGGGGAGAAUGUUCAACUAGUUGAGUCACAAGUGCCUCUUAUUCGCUUUAGUUGUUCAGUCAGCUCAGAAAAAAGAGAAAUAUCAGCAGGAGGGAAAAAUGUGCGAGCUGCUGUGCAUGAAGCGAUGAACCAUCUUUUGAAGUAUCUGAGCGAGUCAAGAGAGGAUGACACCAAGAGCACUUUUCAUGUCAUCAAAAUCUAUGAACUUCUGAUGAUGCAUUAUGGAACCAUGAAAAAUGAUUUUGAAGGUCGCUGGAAAAGCUUUCAUGUGGUCAAACAGGCUCUAGGAAAUUCGCUAACAUCAAAAAAGAGACACAUCCGGGCAUUACUUAUUGACAGGAUGCAGCUUCAACAUGAGAUUCGCAUGCUCAACUUUUGUGAUUGCCAUUUCACGCAACGACAUCAAACCAUGCUGAAUGAGCUGCUCAACUUAUCUGUCAGUCGUUAUCGAGAGGUGAGGAAGAAGGCUCAGGCGUGCCUCAACCAGGCCUUCCGAACUUACAGCUACUCCUACCUCACCUGUCUGCCCAAGGUGGUGAGCAAUUUGAAAGACAAGCAAGUGGAACAGCAUGUCUUCAAGGGCAGUUUGUACAUCGUGCAGGGCGGGGGUCGGGCAUGCCUGGCCACGAAGCGCAACUGGGAGACGUUGGCGGAGGUGUGGCCCGCCUUGGUGCAGGCCCAGCAGUAUGAGAAGCCUUCCAUCCUCCACGUGGUGGACGACAUUGUCAACAAGGUGUUCAAGUCGCUCGAGACUUUCUCCGUCACCUUCCAGGUGUCGGACAAGGUGAUCAGUACAGCAACAGAACUCAGUACAGCCUCCUCUGCCCCUGCUCCUUUAGUCGGCGCUGCUACCCAAGCAGAGCUGGAGAAGGGAGUUCAGUAUGAGAAGAAGAGAAAUGAUGCUGCAUUGAAGCACAACAAAAAGCUGACCGAUGAACUUCUUACUUUAGUUGAAAGCGGCACCUUGACAUGGAAAUUCAGCCAGAUUGGUUUUGAAUUUUUAGGCCUUGUACUCCAUGAUAAUAUCCCUACUCCAGCAUCUGUGGUGUCUCUAUUUGUGAAGAACUGCAACAGUGAACUUUUGUAUAUACGAAAACUCUCUAUUAGUGCAGUAACCACAAUUCUGGACCUUCAGAAGCAGAAACACAAGAAAGUGCCAAUUGAUCUAGAGAAAGCUGCUGGAGUUGGUCAGAUAAACCACAGCUCUCUGGUCCCGGGAGACAGGCCCGACAAUCGGUGGCUGCAGUACAACCCAGCAAACUUCAUCACCACCGAGGAACAGUGGAACAAGAUGGUCUUCAUUGAGAAAACGCACUGGGGAUAUUAUUGCUGGCCAAAAGAGCUGAAAGCUCCUGCACCCCUCAAUGAGCAGCCAAAAGUGAACAGAAGCAGGUCAGAGCUUGGGGAAGCGGAGCUGCCGUUCUAUGAUUCUUUUCUUCAAGAAGAAUAUGUGGCCAAGUUAUUUGAGUUCUCUGCACUGGAAGAAGAGAAGAGCACUGACAAGUUCAGGCAGUUCAUGCUCAAGUUUUACAAGAGUUUGUUCCGCAACUACGGUGUGACAUUCCUACCCAUCUUCAAACCACACAUUGAGAGGUUGGUGAGUGACACGAGCCACGACAAACAUGCCAGCAGUCAGCGCUGCGCCAUGGAGGCUUUAGGAGGCAUCAUCACAGGCUCCAAGUACUGGACCUUUCCGCAGUUGGAAAGUUUAUGGGCAUGGAUCACCCCUCUACUUGAGAAGGCUCUGAACAACCUGACUGUAGAAACGCUGAGUGACUGGGGCAACUUUUUCUUGCACAUAUGUGAGAACCGAACGCCCCACAAGCUCCAGUGGUUGUAUAAACUGUUACUACAGAAUCCGCUCAGUGGAGAGGGAGGAGCUUUUGGAGAUUCUGCUCGCCUCUACGUUCUACAGCAAGCCAUCCUCCAGCAAGAGUGGCGCAUUCCAGAUUACCUGCAUGCCAUCGUCAACUAUCUGAAGCCUCACUUGGCUCAUAACUAUAAGAGUGUUCGAGACAGGAUGGGAGCGCUUUUGAGCUCUUGCAUGCAUAUGGAUUUCUGCAUCAAGACAAACAGUGUGACCCGUUCUCCGAGACGAUGUGACCUCAUCAACUCAGUGCUCCCACAACUUGAGCAGUUCAAAGAGAUUUUCCAACCUGCCGCAGGUGCAUCGUCCAGUGUUGAACCAAUGGAAGUUGACGCAAACCCUGAUGACUCAGAGGAGAAAAAGGCAGCUGUUCGGUUGUGCAAAACAGUUGUGCACUGGGUGUCUACUUGCUUCCAGCGGAGUUUGAAUCCUUGUACAGUGGAGGUUUUCAACUUGCUUCCAAUUAUUGAAAACCUUCAAAGUGAAGCAAAUGAUGAAGAUUUAAGAGACAAUUGCAAGAGUGUGAUACUCAACCUUUCUCAAGUGCUCAUACCUGAGAAUGUCAUGGCACCAGCAUUUGCUACUAUUAAAGAGGUGUCUGGCCUCAAGUCUUGGCACGCCCGCGCAGCCAUCCUCAACUACAUGCAGCAGAUGGUGUUCGGCAACUUCUUCAACUUGCAGGACCCGGAGCAGAAGAAGAACGUGCAGUCUCUGUUGCUUCACUUGCUGUGUGACGAGCAGCUGGAGGUUCGGGAAAUGGCUGCUGUCACUCUGAGUGGAAUGAUCCACUGUGGAUUUGUGGACAUGAAUAAAGACAUGCUGGAUCACUUUGAGCGCCUCCGUUCCACCAAGGUGAAGAAAGUGAGGCGUAGCCAGGCCAUGCAGGAGCCCGUGUCUUUGCAGCGGCUGGUGCAGCGACAUGCGGGAGUGCUGGGUCUGAGCGCCUGUGUGCAGGCCUACCCGUACGAUGUGCCGGAGUUCAUACCGCAGGUCUUGGUGGACCUCAGCGUGCACGUCAACGACCCACAGCCUAUAGGGACAACAGUGACAAAGACCUUGUCCAACUUCCGGCGUACGCAUCAUGACAACUGGCACGACCACAAGAGGAUGUUCACCGAUGACCAGCUGGUCACUUUAACUGACCUUUUGAUCUCCCCAAACUACUAUGCAUGAUCAUGCGUUUUUGAUGUACGCGCUCUUCACAACAGCAGUUUGAAUGACUGCUGUGACUUCUGUCAGAUAAGUCGUAAUGGUUCCUCGCGCACAUUAACUCUGGGUCACUGUUUUUUUUCCUUCUUCUCUGAUAUGUGCUUCUUUUUGGUAGAUCAUGUUUAUUAUAAAUAGCUUAACAAAAACUAAACAGUUGACUAAAACGGAAUAUCUGUCACUCAAUUGUGAUGUUCGAAACAAAUAGCAAAGUACUUAAAAAGUUUGCAACAGCUUGAAGUUUUGUUUUUCGUCAUGAGCUUGCCCUAUUCUGUUCAAUUUCAAGAGAGCUGACUUUUUGGAUUAUAUGAACAGUGUGUCAGAGUUGACUUGUGUGUCAGAAUUUACAGUUCUCAACUUGUUGCUGAAGCAGCCCGGUGGAUUUUCCAGUUGUUUUGUUCGUUCCACUGAACACGAAGGCUGCAUUGGCCCAUUGUCACUAUUAAGGCAGGUGCCUCUGGCCUGUUCGAAAUGUUUUUUUUUUCUAUCAUUGUGCAUCUUGCGUGCUCACUGCUUCCUCACACAGAUAAACUUGGUUACAGAAUGUUCAAAGCAGUUUCUAGAUCAAAAUGAAAGGUAGUAUUCUCUCUGUCUGUAAAUUGAGCAUGCUAUGUCUUUUAAAAGUUUACUUUGUUUGUCUUAUAGAAUGUUAGGUUAAACUGUCUUUGAUUGUCUCUUAACAAUAUUGAAAUGUUGUUUAGUGAAGUUUUUGCAACCAUCAAGAAAUACUUUUUGGAUUGAUAUAGUGUUUUUGUUUAACCCAACCCUCGUAUAGCUGUAUUUUAACAAAGUGCUUUUAAUAGCACUUUAAUAAUAUUAGGAUUAAGUGCUGUGUGGGUCAGCACAGAGAGAUGUUUCAUCUCCAUCUUUCCUGCUGGACGAGAGGAACAAAUUACACUUGUACCACCUUUGGUAUAAACCUUAUGAUAUGAAAAGAGAUUGCCACUAUGUUUUUUAACUUGGAUGUUUGGACAUGAUAUUGGGACAGGUUGCAUAGUAUAUUAAAUAUAUCUUACUUUUUCACGGGAUAUUAACCUUGCUGUUUUUAAUAUUUUUGAUUAUAUGUGCUGAAUGCUUCUGUGUUGCUGUUAUUGAGUAGGGCGUAUACAAAGUCAGGACUUGUAGCAUUAUAUUUUAACGUUUUCGUUUAACUGACAUGCCCAUAUGAUAUACCAAUUUGUGGAAUGAAUUUUGUUAAUCUUUAUUCAGUCUGGUAACAUGUCCACUCCUGCAAAUCAUUUGUCAUUAAUGAAAGUUAAUAAAGUGGUGUUUUGAUU
Messenger RNA from Aplysia californica (California sea hare), 6930 nucleotides. Its product is annotated as proteasome activator complex subunit 4B. Gene Ontology annotation, biological process: proteasomal ubiquitin-independent protein catabolic process. NCBI's taxonomy places the organism in Eukaryota, Metazoa, Mollusca, Gastropoda, Aplysiida, Aplysiidae. The transcript is spliced from 46 exons. Gene Ontology annotation, cellular component: nucleus; cytosol. The record is from RefSeq and is a predicted model, not a curated record. Gene Ontology annotation, molecular function: peptidase activator activity; proteasome binding. The coding region runs from base 152 to 5620 and encodes 1822 amino acids.